This is a messenger RNA of Gadus macrocephalus (Pacific cod), 1695 nucleotides long. RefSeq names its product nucleophosmin 1b (gene npm1b). Gene Ontology annotation, molecular function: chromatin binding; RNA binding; histone binding. NCBI's taxonomy places the organism in Eukaryota, Metazoa, Chordata, Actinopteri, Gadiformes, Gadidae. Gene Ontology annotation, biological process: ribosomal small subunit export from nucleus; ribosomal small subunit biogenesis; regulation of centrosome duplication. Bases 90 to 1004 code for a protein of 304 amino acids. The transcript is spliced from 12 exons. Gene Ontology annotation, cellular component: ribonucleoprotein complex; nucleolus; nucleoplasm. The record is from RefSeq and is a predicted model, not a curated record.
UGACCUCCGUCCUCUCGUCUCAUUGGUCGGUUUAGCUGUCCGUCCCCGGCCCCGGGUUGACGGAACCGUAAAACCCCCACAAUACAAAGAUGGAGGACAACAUGUCUCAUCUGAGCCGACCGCAGAUGUUCUUGUUCGGUUGCACCCUCCGGUCGGACAAGAAGGAGUUCCGCGUGGAGGCGGAGGACGAGGACACGGAGCACCAGCUGUCACUUAAAGCGGUGUGUCUGGGGGCGGAGGCUGACGACGUGCCCCACACAGUGGAGUUGGAGGGGCUGACCUUCGACGGCAAGAAGACCAAAGUCCCUCUGGUGGUCCUGAAGCCCUCUGUCCUGCCCUCGGUGAGCCUUGGUGGGUUCGAGGUCACGCCCCCAGUCGUGUUCCGGCUGCAGUCGGGCUCAGGCCCCGUCCACAUCAGUGGACAGCACUUUGUGAUUGUAAAGGAGUCUGAUGACGAGGACGAGGAGGAGAACAACUCGUCGCCUGUGAAGAGGCCUUCCUCGCUGUCAUCUAGGAAACAGCCAACCUCCUCGAAAAAACUGAAGAUGGAGUCUGAUGAGGAUGAUGAUGAAGAAGACAGUGAUGAAGAUGAAGACGAUGAUGAUGAGGACGAUGAUGACAGUGAUGAAGAAGAGGUGAAGGUGCAGACAGUGAAGCCUCCAAAAAAGAACCAGGGGACACCCGUCAACAAGACCAAGAGCCCGGCCAAUCAGAACGUCUCCCAGGGGAAACCAGGAAGUGUGCUGGUCAAAGCCCAGAGCAAGAUCAUACAUGGAGGAGUGAGAGCUCAAUGCAUACAGAUGACGUGGUGGUAUGAACCCCCGAGGUGGACGAACAUGAGCUGCGUGUUGCUUCACGGCCCAUGUGCCGAGGAACGAGCCUCCCACCCCAGUGAUGGCCGGCGCCGCGGGGCCGUCCAAACCGGGGAUCGCCGAGAUCAAGAACAAGCUGGCCGCCGCCAUCAGAGAGGGGAAGGCCAUGCCCAAGACGGAGCAGAAGUUUGAGAACUUUGCCAAGAGUUCCUUCAGACUGUCGGACGCUACGGUGGUCAAGGACCUGUGGAGUUUCGUCCAGACACUGAAGGGGAAGAAGUAACCGGAAUCCAUCUUUGUGUUUUUCUUUUUAAAUAACGUUUGUUUUGGGUGCCCUUUAAAGGCGCAGUCUGUAUGCUCUCCUCUGCUUUAAAGGGCCCCUGUCUAAUUAACCUGGUGGGGGGACACGCCCACCUGUGACGCCCAGUCUGCUCAGAGUUCAGCCGUGCAAUAGGAGAUAUUGCAGAAUGUGCCUUUAAACGACUACUGCAGACUACUUCAGUAUCAGGGAACCCCAUGUUUUUAAUGUUAUGUUAAUGUUUGAAUACGCGGAUAUUCUAACUUUCCGAAGUUUGUUAUAUAUAUAUAUUUGUUAAAGUUCUGUUUUUCAGUACUAGUGUACUAAGGAAUUAAUGUAUAAUUUUACAUUGACUUCAUUUUCAUAAAAAAAAAAAAACAUGCUUUUGCAUUCUGUCCGAACAUUUCAACUUAGCGUUGCUCGCGGUCUCUUCUCCCUGAUUGGUCCGGACCGCUCGGCCCGUUGCUACGGCAACCUGUGUGUGUGUGUGUGUGUGUGUGUGUGUGUGUGUGUGUGUGUGUGUGUGUGUGUGUGUGUGUGUGUGUGUGUGUGUGUGUGUGUGUGUGUGUGUGUGUGUGUGUGUGU